Labrus mixtus (cuckoo wrasse) is the source of this 7651-nucleotide messenger RNA. RefSeq names its product SET domain containing 1B, histone lysine methyltransferase a (gene setd1ba). The record is from RefSeq and is a predicted model, not a curated record. Gene Ontology annotation, cellular component: Set1C/COMPASS complex. Gene Ontology annotation, molecular function: RNA binding; histone H3K4 methyltransferase activity; protein binding. The transcript is spliced from 18 exons. Lineage: Eukaryota; Metazoa; Chordata; Actinopteri; Labriformes; Labridae. The coding region runs from base 164 to 5614 and encodes 1816 amino acids.
GGAGAGACAGAAGCUACAGACUAGAGGCACACAAUAUGUGUUGGCUCUAGCCGAAAAGGAGGCUGUAUUCUUCAAGCUAAAUCAUGUAAUGUAAGCGGCGAAAAGGAGAGCGAUUUCGUCUUUUCAUCAAUUACAGAAACAAAAAUACUCGAUCGGACAAAACAUGUCCAAGCCAGGGGAGAGAAACAGAUUGAACGAAGACCAUGGCAGAAAGCAGAGUUCAAGUCUGGCGAACGGCAUGGACAGUCAUCCCGUCUGCGGCUCGGCGGAGAAGCGGAGUCACCACUGGAGAAGUUACAAGUUGAUAAUCGACCCGGCGCUGAAGAAGGGAUCCCACAAACUGUAUCGCUACGACGGGCUGACUUUCAACAUGCCCAACCCCGGGAUACCACCAGUGGACAUGGUCCGGGACCCGAGGAUCGGUCGUCUAUGGACUAAGUAUAAAGAAACGGACCUACCUGUGCCGAAAUUUAAGAUCGAUGAGUGCUACAUCGGCCCCGUGCCUCCAAAGGAGGUGACAUUCGCCCGGCUUAACGACAACAUCAGGGAAGGGUUUCUUACCGAUAUGUGCAAGAAAUUCGGAGAAAUCGAGGAAGUGGAGAUCUUGUACAAUCCGAAGAAUAAAAAGCACUUGGGAAUUGCCAAAGUUGUUUUUGAAACCGUGAAAGCUGCCAAGGUGGCCGUGCAGUCGCUCCACGACACGUCUGUUAUGGGAAACAUCAUCCACGUGGAGCUGGACCCGAAAGGUGAGAAUCGCCUCAGGUACUUCCAGCUCUUGAUGAAUGGCAGCUACACCCCACGGACCCUGCCUGUUGGAGGAGAGGAAGCCAGAGAAAUUUCCCCUCGGAGCUUGGCAGAAGCCUUACUGGCCUGUGAGCCGAUCCGCAGGCUGUCAGAGAGCAGCGUGUCUGCUGUUGGAGGAACAUUGCCCCCCAGCAGCUCCACCACUCCACUGUCCCUGGAAACGGGCUACUCCAGCCUAAGGCAGGACACACCCCAAUCCCAGGGUACCCCUCAUACCCCACGCCAGACCGGUACGCCCUUCUCACAAGACUCCAACUUCUCCAGCAGGCAGUCCACGCCCGCGUAUCAGUCCGGCCGGCCUGAGAGCUCCGGAGCUUACAAAUCUCGCAGACAUGAGAGUAAGUUCCAGGAUGCAUACAACCGCAGGCCGGAGAGACCUCAGUACCGCAGCAACAUGUACCGAAGUACAACAUCAUCGGAAUCCUUUAAACCGCACCAACUCACCCCGCCUGAACCUCCACCGUCCACCCCCUCCUUCACCUACACGGCACCCCCGCCUGCUACACCCAAUUUUAAGUCUGCUUUCUCGCCCUAUCAGGCCCCUUUGCCCCCUGCAUUCCCCCCGUCAGAGCCAGCUUUCCAUCACCCUGCCCAAAGGGAGGGUGAGUAUCUCCGACCACCACAGCCGCCUCUAGCAGCCGCCACAGACUUUUUACCUGUCAAGGAUAGACCUGAAACUCCUCCCAUCCCAGAACCCCCGCCGGAACCCAGUCCCCAUCCCACCACGCCUCCUCCUCAAACGCCAGAACACUGCCCCUCGCCCGGCUCCCCUACGCUAGACCCAGAGCGAAAUAGCCUGGAUUCCCGCAUAGAGAUGCUCCUCAAGGAAAAAAGGACAAAGCUUCUGCCGUUCCUCGAGGAGCGAGACUCGGACACUGAAGUGAGGAUGGAGGGCAGUCCGAUUUCCUCCUCGUCCUCUCAGCUCUCCCCGAUCCCCCCUUACACGAGUGGCUCCCAAGGUGGCCAGCUAAACUCCCGCCCCUCCAGCACAGGUUUAGAGGACAUCAGUCCCACCCCGCUACCAGACUCGGAAGAUGAAGAGCCGAUUCCUGGAACGGCGGCCUUGGUCAAGAGAAGCAGCUCGCCUGUCCAGGAGAAGAGCAACAGUGAGCUCAAAGACGGACACUUUCGAGUCCACACGCCCACUGAUACAAUGGAAACGGGUCAUCAGUCGUCAGGAGAAGACAUGGAGAUCUCUGACGACGAGAUGCCGGGGACUCCCAUCACCAGUGGGGACUGUGGCCAGAUGCAGACCAUCACCAUGCCUCCCCACGGCUUCCCCCACAUCCCCCACCAGGCCGGCUUCCCCAUCCCGCACCACCACCUGCACUCUGCCGUCCAGGGACACCCUGCUCACCUGGCUGCUCACCCCGGGGUGCCUCAUCAUUUGCUGCCCCACAUGGGUCCCUACGCUCCGAGCAUGAUGCCGCUGGUGCAGAUGGAGCUGAUGAACUGCCUGCGCUGGGAGCAGUGGAGCAGCACCGUCCCAAUGUCCUUCCAGAUGCAGCAGCAGAUGCUGAGUCGCAUUGCGCAGACUCGAGGGCCAUUUCCUUUCCCACAUUUUUUGGACGGUGGUGCGUCGGGGCCCUAUGGAGGACCUUAUCAACCUCCGUCUAUGGGUGCUACGCCUGCUAGCAGCACAGGAGCACCCGGACAACAGUGGCAGCACCCCAGUAUACCAAAGUUUAACCCCACCGUUCCACCUCCUGGAUAUGAGAGCAAAAAGGAGGAUCCCCACAAAGCAACCGUAGACGGGGUGCUGCUCGUCAUUGUCAAAGAGCUGAAGGCCAUCAUGAAGAGGGACCUCAACCGCAAGAUGGUGGAGGUGGUGGCUUUCAGAGCCUUUGAUGAUUGGUGGGAAAAGAAGGAACGCUCAGCAAAGGCAUCUUUGACUCCAGUGAAGGGUGUAGAGGGGAAGGAAGAAGAAAAACCCAAACCCAAAGAGACCAUGGGCUCAAGCCUGCUGGAGAACUGGAACAAGGGGGAGGGGCUGGGCUAUGAGGGGAUGGGCCUGGGGAUUGGUUUGCGAGGAGCCAUCCGCUUACCUUCCUUCAAGGUGAAAAGAAAAGACCCACCUGAGACUACAGCAGUGGGAGACAACAAACGAGCACGACCCUCCACUCCUGUAGACGACGAGCUGGAGGAUGAAGACCGGGAUCGAGAAGCCACUGGACUCCCUUCGGAUGAUUCCAAAGUGGAUGCCGAUGGUUUGUCAGCAAAGCGACGGCACUCGCGUCCUCUUGAACUGGACAGUGAGGGCGAGGAGGAGGUGGACACCUCGGGGAAGGAGGAGGAGUCAUUAUCAGACAGGGAGCAGGAGCCUGACGGAACGGAGGCUGCUGAUAGGCUGUCCGGCAAAGAAAGUGGUGAUGAGGACGGUGAUGAUGAAGACGACUCAUCCAGUGAAAGCGCUUCCUCAGAUUCUUCUGAUGAUGAAAGUUCGGCUUCCUCCAAGGCCAGGUCGGACUCCUCAGGAGACAGCGAUGACUCCUCUUCAGAGUACGAGUUAAGCUCGGAGGAGGAGGAGGAGGAGGACGACGAGAAGGCUUCCCGUGAAGUAGACAAUGAUGUCAAAAAGGCAGACACCUCCUCGACGUCUUCGUCCUCGUCGUCUUCGUCUUCUGAUGAAGAGGGGGAGGAGGCAAAGACCAAAGCAUCAAGCCCGACUGCAAGACCGCUUUCAGAGGAAAAGGAGGACCAGAGGAGCAGGGAGGAGCUGAGCAGUAAAGCUAACCACAGACCUCCAAGUCCUAAAGAGGAGGUCAUGGAGGACAGGAAACCACCAUCGCCCAAAGGACUCCUAGUUAAAGAGCGAGUCAUCAGUGUGGACGGAAAGAUUCCCGUAGUGAAGCCUGAACCCCAGGAGCGGGUAGCCAACCUCCAGCCGUCUACACCCACAGGUGCCCUGCCUGACAGCGACCAGGAGACGAAGGCCAAAGGUAAAGCAGAGCCAGAGGAGGUCCCCUGCACCCCUGGUCGAUUAGCCCCCACCCACUUAGAAGCAAACACACCCGUCCCCAAAUCCACCUCUGCAUCUUUAAUGCACCUCCCUCUCCCUCCUCACCCGGCACUAGAAGGCCGCUCCCUCCUACACCCACCCCCCGGUCUUCUGCCCGACUUGCCUCAGCGGCCACGCCUCCCCACAGACGAGGACAUCCCUCGCACGCCGGGCCGGGACCUGCUGGAGCGAGCCAGAAGCCUGGGCAAGUCUCACAGCACAGACACUGUGCCCAAUACGCCCGGAAGUGACGCCCCGUUGACAGGUAGCAGCCUCCUGCUUAGCUCCCCCCACAUCCCCGGUAGCCCCUUUUCCUACCCCUCCCAGUCCCCUGUUCUUAGCGCUGGAGUCCCCCGCACUCCAGGAAGAGACCUAACCUUUACCCCUGUCUUCCCUGACCCCGCCGCACUAACUCUAAAUAGGAAAAUCUCCUCCGAGAGUAUAGAUGAUAGACCAGUUUUUAAGGAGCCUCCUGUCAGUGUCCUGCCUAACCAAACUCUCUCAGCUGGAACAGAGCUCCCCGCUCGAGUCCCAGGCGAUCUGCCCUCUGGUCUCACUGUAGAUGUCCCUGUGCCAUCAGAUACCCCCUCCUCAAAGAAGAAACCCGGACGAUCCAAAAACAAAAAGACCUCGGCUCUCUCUGCGUCUGAAGACUCUCUGGAGCUCUCAUCUGAGUCCACCCUCCUGCCUCAUGACGCACACCUCCGUGAGCUAUCCAUGCAAAUGUCCUCCAAGUCCCCGGACCACCCGAGCCUGGACUUCAGGGAAGUGAAGGUGGAGCCGCAGACGGUUCUGCCUGCAGAAGACGGCUUCCUUUCCUACGACGACGAGGCCCCCGUGGUGGUGAAGCCGACGCGGAGGGCCCGACGAAAAUGGGAGGAACUGUUACUGUCCCCCGUCACCUCGCCGCCCCGGCCGUACUUCAACCCACGCUCCGAAUUUGAGGAGAUGACCAUCCUUUACGACAUCUGGAAUGAGGGGAUAGACGAGGAGGACAUGAGGCUUCUGCAGAUUACCUAUGACAAGAUGCUGCAGCAGGAUAACGGCAACGACUGGCUCAACGACACGCUUUGGGUCAACCAUCCUGCAACCAACAUCCUGGGCGUGAAGAAGAAGAGAAGAGACGACGGCAUGAGGGAUCACAUGACCGGAUGUGCGAGAAGCGAGGGAUACUACAAGAUCGACAAGAAGGACAAGAUCAAAUACCUCCAGAGCACGAAGCUGCAGUCGGAGGAGCCGCCGAUGGACACACAGGGUAUGAGUAUUCCUGCACAGGUGCACGCCUCUACCAGAUCUGGUUCAGAGCGGCGGUCGGAGCAGAGGCGGUUGCUCUCCUCGUUUGCGUGCGACAGUGACCUGCUGAAGUUCAACCAGCUGAAGUUCCGAAAGAAAAGGAUCCGAUUCUGCAGGUCGCACAUCCACGACUGGGGUCUGUUUGCCAUGGAGCCUAUCGCUGCGGAUGAAAUGGUCAUCGAGUACGUGGGGCAGAACAUCAGACAGGUGAUUGCGGACAUGCGGGAGAAGCGCUACGAGGAGGAGGGCAUCGGCAGCAGCUACAUGUUCCGCGUGGACCACGACACCAUCAUAGACGCUACCAAGUGUGGCAACUUUGCCCGUUUCAUCAACCACAGCUGCAAUCCUAACUGUUAUGCGAAGGUGAUCACGGUGGAGUCUCAAAAGAAGAUCGUGAUCUACUCCAGGCAGCCGAUUAACGUCAACGAGGAGAUCACGUACGACUACAAGUUCCCCAUCGAGGACGAGAAGAUCCCCUGUUUGUGCGGGGCGGAGAACUGCAGGGGAACGCUCAAUUAACGUCCAUUUGAGGUGGAUCCCCCUCCUGCAUGUGAAAGUGCUAUCCUUGAACUGAAGUUUCACAGAGGAGACUUCAGGUGAGGGGAAAGUGAAGAGGAAAUAUCCUUGCUUCCCGUAAGGUGCUCUUCACAUAUUAAAAUCUAGAUUGUUUACGAUUUAUGGUGCUCUUGAAAUGAAAAAAAAAAACAACAACAUAGUUUUUUUACCUCUGCCAGUGAUUACCCAGAAUUACGAAAACACUUGACUUGCUGGUACAGCAUCCCCCUCCCCUUCUCCUGUCAACACGGGACAGUAUUUGAGCAUGGUUUCUUCCACAUCCAGUCCUGCUUUGUACAGUUUUUUUUUACACUUUCCCCCCCCUCUGGGUCGUCUCAUAAGCUUUACCUACACCACACUCGGUUAAAGAAACACAAACACAAACAUGUUCAGCUGCUUUCUAACGCUGUUGAGGCGCACAAACCUGAGGCCUGAACACAUGGCAGACAGCGGAUGGCAGCAGAGUGUCGUGGCCCGGGCCAACUCCUGCCUUUCACUCCCGCCUCCCCCGCACAAGUUAUCUUUACGUGGAAAAUAAAUGACGGAAGUUCAAAGAAAAAAAAAAAAACAAGCAAAAAAAAUUGGUCUAAACCUACCACAAAUUCUGGAAUACCAGCCAAUUACGGAUCAUGCUGCUCUCUAUUUGUUUAUGCAAAAAAAAAAGUUCAAAUGAAAGUGGAACAUUUGUAUUAAUGAUAUUUCAGUGUUUUCCCGUUUUUGUUAAGGUAGUCCUCUUCUCGCUUGUUCCUCAAAGACACUAUAUACGUGUGUGUGUGUGAAUGUGUGAAUGUGUGUCCCGAUUGAGUUGAUCAUAUCUUGUGAAUGCGAGUGCACUGCCCACUGUAGGCCGCUUGAGAGAAACUCCAACUAAUCAUGCAGAGAAAGAAAAGUGAAUCAACACCUGUCUUUCAUCCACUGGGCAGCGUUCAAACUAAGUUUAGAAGAAAACAUAAUUUGUCAUUUUUAAGUGCCAUAUGAUUGUGUUAUUGUCUGUGCUUAAGAUGAGCAGCAGGUGACCAAUUCAAAAGACUUGUACAAAAAGUUGCUGCCUAUUUUUUCCAGCGCUGCGGGUGUUUGACGACGAUGUUUUUUUUCCGGCUUUUUGACCGUCACUAAUAGAUUCCUGUUCAUCUGAAACACUUGAUUACUCUUACAGUGUUGUUGAUGAUGAUGAUGAUGAUGACUGCAAGACAGACGUGUUUGUCUGACCCAGACAGACAGCAAGGGUUCUUCUUUCUUUAUGAUCUCAUUAAGAUAAAAAAAAUAAUGCACUCGAGGCUUGCACUUCUGAUUAGCAACUCCCUCAAGACCAAGUAGAUCAUUGCUUUUUCAUUCAGUUUGAUUAACGUUUUUUUUUUUUUUUCACCAUUGAUGUUUAUAUUGUAUAUGAUUACUUGUACAGAAGAUCUAAAGCUUUUUUUUUUACCUUCACAGGGGUUACACUUUUAAGAUGCAUCUCUCUCUAUUUCUCUUUUUUUAACAAAAGACUGAGUAUUUAAAGAUAUUUUCAGGGAUCUGUAAAAGGAAUCUAAGGAUUUAAAAGGUUGUUUAUUUAAAGAAAAAGGUCCACUGUGUACAGGAAAGGUCUCCACCUCCUUUUUGGAAAGAUUGUUUCUUGUAGAAACGUCUUCAUUUUCUGCCCAUUUGCUUCCUAAUCCUAGAAUCUGUAAAUACUGUAACUGUGAAUACUAUAUAAAUAUAUAUAUAUAUAUUUUUGUUCCCUGGGAUUUGCUACAUAAACUCAGCUCAGAGAUCUAUGUAAAAUACGAGACAGGAGAUGAGCUGGUAGCAGGAAAAUUCAGCUUGUGUCAAGCUUGUUUUUUUUUAUUUUCUGUUGUAAAUUCUAUGAAAAGUUGUUUGCGGUGUGGAGGAAAAAAAAGUUGCAGAAUCGGCAUGGGAAGAGGAUUGAGGCAUCAGCCUGUUUCUUAGGUCUAUUUAUUACACGACAAAUGUAUGAAAAAGGAAAAUGGAAAUAAAGCAAUUUUGCAUACAUCCAUAAAA